CCCAGCAGUUCCCGCUCAGUGCGACCUUCUCCACCGCAGUGCAGGCCCCGAGCAGGGGGUCGGACAGGCAGCGUUUGAGUGCGGAGUGUGUGAAGGGGAGGGGUCCUUGCGCGAUUCUACGAAGACAGCCGAGAUUGCAUCAAUCCGGAGCCACACGAGUGCAAUGCACUUCAAAACCGAGAGCAUCGACUUGCCGACGGAGAGUGCGGACUGCGACUUGGGUUCCGGACUGCAGACGUCGCCGUGCGUGCCUGACGGGGAGGAAAGCAUCCCUGACCCGACGAUCGCUGCAGGUUUGAAGGCCGAGAGCAUCGACUUGCCGACGGAGAGUGCUGACUGCGACUGGAGUUCCGGACUGCAGCCGUCCCCGUGCGUGCAGUGCGCUGUGUGCGGCCCAGGCCAUGGCGGUCCGUGCCCGCCGCUGCACGGAGUGUUCGACCAGCUUGACGAGGAGGGAAGCAUGCCGGACUCCAAGGUCGCUGCAGGCGUCGGCGCGGAGCAGGCCCAGCAGCUGCUCGUCGGCGAGGCCUUCUCCCUCGCAGUGCCGGCUGGCGACGCGGUCCAGGACGAGCAGGCCUCGAGCAAGGAGACGGGCAGGAAGGCGCGCCGCGGAUUCAACUGUGGGGAGUGCGGCCAGCGUUUCCGGACUGAGAGCGGAUUGCGGGACCACCUUGCAAUUCACACUGAGGGCGGACCUCACUCGUGCGGGGUGUGUGGCAAGGAGUUCUCCAAGAAGAGCGAUCUUGUGAGGCACUCGAGGAUCCACACCGGGGAGAAGCCUUACAAGUGUGACGUCUGCGGAAGGGCAUUUUCUGAUUCAUCUGAUUUAGUGAAACACAGGAGGAUCCACACCGGGGAGAAGCCUUUUAAGUGUGACGUGUGUGGAAAGACGUUUGCUGAGUCAGGUCAUUUAGUGAAACACAAGAGGACCCACACUGGGGAGAAGCCUUACAAGUGUGGGGAGUGCGGAAAGAAGUUUGCUGUGUCAAGUCAUUUAGUGACACACAAGAGGAUCCACACUGGCGAGAAGCCUUUCAAGUGUGACGCGUGUGGCAAGGCCUUUUCUGAUCCAUCUGCCCUAAUGGUGCACAAGAGAGUCCACACUGGAGAGAAGCCCUAUACGUGUGACUUGUGCGGGAGGGCAUUUUCUCAUUCAGCUACUUUUGCGCGACACAAGAGGAUUCACGCGGCAAAGAAGCUGUAGGCAUAUGGCGUGUGAUAAAAGACGUUUUCGUGGGAAUGCACACGAGAGGACACGCGGACACACUGCUGUUUGUAAAAUUCGUUCCCUUUAUUGAUUUUUGCUCCGUUGUCGACUAAUAUUAUAUACACGCAGCGUUUAAAUAAUAAAAUUGGACUUUAUGUACACGCAGCGUGCACAUAACAGAAAAAAAAUUAUUGACACGCAGGAUUUUUCCCCUCAGACGUCCACCGACGGUGGCCAUGUGGGACAAAAUGUUCCUGCGUGCAAAUAAU
Molecule: messenger RNA, 1476 nt
Organism: Thrips palmi
Lineage: Eukaryota; Metazoa; Arthropoda; Insecta; Thysanoptera; Thripidae
Product: zinc finger protein 664-like
Exons: 5
Coding region: 164-1204 (346 amino acids)
Biological process (GO): regulation of transcription by RNA polymerase II
Molecular function (GO): RNA polymerase II cis-regulatory region sequence-specific DNA binding; DNA-binding transcription factor activity
Source: RefSeq, a predicted model, not a curated record